AUGCCGGAUGUGGUGCUUCCCCUGGCCUUAGCAAAGCUCUCGGGUCCAGCCGUGGCCACGGCCUUCGCGGGGCCGCAGAACGUGCUGGGCACAGCUCUGCAGCCCUGCGUCCACGAGGGCGGCACGGGAUAUUUCCGUGACAACCUGUGCCAUGCACCGGGGGAUCCCAAUCAUCAUGAAGUCUGUGCCCAGAUCACCCGGGCUUUUUGGCCGGAAAGUGGGCAGGGAGAGGUGGGGAUCUUUGGGAAGUGGUGCAUUUGCGUUCACAAGUUGGGUGAGUGGUUGAGAGGUGCCACCGCACACCAUGGCAUCUCGGGUAUAGAUUGCAGUGCCACCAGUAUUGAAGCCUUGAGGGGGGACAAGGAUGCAGCGCAGUAUAUUGCUCAGCACUGUCCUGGAGUGGCAGAAGCGAACUGCGGUCGUUGGGUCUACAACUUGGGCAGCGAAAAAGUGGGAGCAGCCACCUCCAUUGUCAUGUUGAGUGAGCUGGAUGCCUCUCGAGAUGUGAAGCUGCCGGAUCGAUGGCAGGUGCUCUUUAUCAGAGACAUCUAUGAGCUUUGUAUUGAAGAAGGCUCCUUCCAACUCAGUUUUUCGGAGUGCGAGUACGGCCUAAAGCGCAGCUUGACGUUGGAUCUUUGGGAGUUGGUGGCAGAUGCCAUGCACAAAGUCGUGGAUGGCUUGGGAGGUACACCAACCUUCCUCCAGUUCUUGAAGAAGGCGUUUCCCGGUGCGCAGCCGAAGCAUCUCUCAACCUUCGAAAAUUGGUGUGAACAGUACGAUGAUUUGCAGAAGAGAAGUGUGGAGAUGGAUCUGUUGACCGAAGCCGCUGACAUCUUCGCGCGGAAGAAUGCGAUGCCCGUGCUGCCGCAAGACGAUCAGGUCCGCCUGGAGAAGGAGUUCGAAGAGAUGGACGAGGACGGCACUGGCUGCGUGCCCGUGUCCACCAUCGAGCAACGCUGGGGCUGGGACACGGAGACCUGCCGCGGCAUUAUGGCGAAGUGGGAUUUGACCGAGGACGGUUGUCUCGACAAGGGCGACUUCCUGCGAAUGAUGUGCCCAGAUGGCUAUCGCUUGCCGUCCAUGCAGGGCGAGGACCGAGAUGUUUUUGGCAUGCUCCUCACAGGCAGUAUCAGAUAUUUGUCCGACGCCAUCUCGAAUGAAGAGGAUCUCUUUGCCAUGUCGGACCGGCGCACCUCGCGCUCGGGGCGGAAGCUGAAGCCCAUGCCGUUUUCGCUUCUCCCAGAGAUACCCGAUUCGACGUGGAACUACUGGAACGACCUCUUCACACGCCUGGACUCAGACGAGGACGACCAUGUCGGUGAGCGUGAUCUGCUUCGAGAAGGUCUGCUUUCCCAAGAGGUAGCCCGCCGGCUGAUGCAAAUCAUCGACCCCGAACACCCGGAGAGCUUCACCCGGAGAGGCUUCCUGACCGCUUGCCUGAAGGCCAGCAACAUGCGACGCGCCAAAUUCGAAUGCGGAAGAUGA
Cladocopium goreaui is the source of this 1485-nucleotide messenger RNA. The record is from the annotation of a GenBank genome assembly. Lineage: Eukaryota; Dinophyceae; Suessiales; Symbiodiniaceae.